AUGAGUUACAUGCUGGGACAUUUACAUAACGGCUGGCAAGUUGAUCAAGCCAUUCUAUCUGAAGAAGAUCGUGUUGUGGUUAUAAGAUUCGGUCACGAUUGGGAUCCAACGUGCAUGAAGAUGGAUGAGGUCCUCUACAGUAUCGCCGAGAAAGUCAAGAAUUUUGCUGUCAUUUAUCUUGUAGACAUAACUGAAGUACCAGAUUUCAACAAGAUGUAUGAAUUGUACGACCCUUGCACAGUGAUGUUCUUCUUCCGCAACAAACACAUAAUGAUUGAUUUGGGCACUGGUAACAACAACAAAAUCAACUGGCCUUUGGAGGAUAAGCAGGAGAUGAUUGACAUCAUAGAGACAGUGUACCGCGGUGCUCGCAAGGGACGGGUUUGCGUUGUCGAUGAGCCGACUUCGUCUCACGUAACAGACGCUCUAUUGAGAGUAACGAUGGACACAGUGUACCCGGCAACGGCGUCAGCAUUGGCGCGAGGCCGCCGCUUGCGCAGGACCGAGCCACGCCAACGUCACCGCACUACACCGGUCACUUUUGCUGAAAUUAAGGAGGUGGACGAAGAAGCGUGUGAAGUUGAAGCGUACGAAGAGCGCUGCGCAGGCUCCUCCGUGGGCGCCAAGAGACGCCCGGACGUGCUGGAGGAGCGGCUCGGUAGACAGUUCAUAGAGUUCCGGCGCCGGCGUGACCAUAAGCGCGAGGUGUUGCGGGAGCGGGAGCACGAGUCACCCCCGCCCUCCCCUCACCCUCCUGCAGCGGGCGCCCUGGCUCGCGCCGGCAGUGAGCCCACCGCCCUGCACCGCCGCGACCCUGCUACUGACACUUGA
Messenger RNA from Arctia plantaginis, 831 nucleotides. Lineage: Eukaryota; Metazoa; Arthropoda; Insecta; Lepidoptera; Erebidae. The record is from the annotation of a GenBank genome assembly.